Molecule: messenger RNA, 3120 nt
Organism: Cordyceps militaris CM01
Lineage: Eukaryota; Fungi; Ascomycota; Sordariomycetes; Hypocreales; Cordycipitaceae
Product: cytoskeleton assembly control protein Sla2
Exons: 5
Coding region: 1-3120 (1039 amino acids)
Biological process (GO): actin filament organization; clathrin coat assembly; endocytosis
Cellular component (GO): actin cortical patch; clathrin-coated vesicle
Molecular function (GO): clathrin light chain binding; actin filament binding; phosphatidylinositol-3,4-bisphosphate binding
Source: RefSeq, a predicted model, not a curated record
AUGGCGUCCCUUCGCACCGCCGAGCACACCAAGACCGACCAGGAGCUUGCCAUCUCCAUCAAAAAAGCAACGAGUGCCGACGAAAUCUCCCCCAAGCGCAAGCAUGUCCGCGCUUGCAUCGUUUACACAUGGGAUCACCGAUCCUCCUUGGCCUUUUGGUCCGGCAUCAAGGUCCAACCCAUCAUGGCCGAUGAGGUCCAAACCUUCAAGGCCCUCAUCACUAUUCACAAGGUCCUGCAGGAAGGCCACCCCAGUGCUCUCAAGGAGGCCAUGGCCAACAGAGGCUGGAUCGACGGCCUGAACCGUGGUAUGGCUGGUGAGGGCGUUCGCGGUUAUGGCCCUCUAAUCAGAGAGUAUGUCUAUUUCCUGCUCGCCAAGCUGUCCUUCCAUCAGGCCCACCCCGAAUUCAACGGAACUUUCGAGUACGAAGAGUACAUUAGUCUCAAGGCCAUCAAUGACCCCAAUGAAGGCUAUGAGACCAUAACGGACCUCAUGGUGCUGCAAGAUAAGAUCGAGCAGUUCCAAAAACUCAUAUUUUCCCACUUUCGCAACGUCGGCAAUAACGAAUGCCGAAUCGCCGCGCUUGUGCCCCUCGUCCACGAAAGUUAUGGAAUUUACAAAUUCAUAACAAGCAUGCUUCGCGCCCUUCACACCAUUACUGGCGAUGACGAUGCGCUGCAGCCCCUCCGCGAACGAUACGAUGCUCAACACUACAGAUUGGUUAAGUUCUACUACGAGUGCUCCAACCUGCGCUACCUUACCAGCCUGAUUAAUAUCCCCAAACUCCCCCAUGAUGCGCCGAACCUGCUUGCUGAAGACGAGAAUGCCCCCGCUCUUCCUGCGCGUCCCAAGCAAGAGAUUGAGCGCCAGCCCACCCCCGUUCCCGCACCCAAAUCAGACGAGCCUGAUGAGAUCUCCGACUUCUGGAAGAGCGAACUGGACCGCCAGAAUAGAGAGUACGAGGAACAGCAGCGCGUUCUGGAGCAGCGACAGCAGUCCCAUCUCCAAGCCCAGCAGCAGGCCCAGCAGCAAGCGCAACGAGACUUUGAUGAGCAGCAGAGACGCCUGGCCGAGCAACAGCAGCGGGAGCAAGAGGCCCUUCUUGCCCAACAGGCGCAGUGGCAGACCCAGGGCAGACUGGCAGAGCUCGAGCGCGAGAACCUCAACGCGCGUUCGCGCUUUGAGCAGGACCAGCUGAUGCUACAAAAGUACGAUCAACGUGUUAAGGCUCUCGAGGGCGAGCUGGCUCAGCUGCAGAACAAUUACGGCCAGCAAAUCACCAGCAAGGACGAGCAGAUUCGAGCCCUGCAGGAGCAGGUCAAUACCUGGAGGACAAAAUACGAGGCUCUGGCCAAGUUGUACUCGCAACUGCGUACCGAGCAUCUUGACCUUUUGCAAAAGUUCAAAGGCGUUCAGCUCAAAGCUGCCAGUGCGCAAGAAGCAAUCGACCGACGCGAGAAGCUAGAGCGCGAAAUCAAGACCAAGAACCUCGAGCUUGCUGAUAUGAUUCGCGAACGCGACCGUGCCAUGCACGACAAGGAUCGACUCUCUGGCAGCAACAAAGACGAGCUAGAGAAGCUCAAGCGCGAGCUGCGCAUGACCAACGACCGCGCUGAUAACCUGGAGCGCAGCAAGGGCAACGAACUGUCGACUAUGCUCGCCAAGUACAACCGCGAGAUGAGCGACCUGGAGGAGGCUCUGCGUACCAAGUCUCGUGCCCUGGAUGAUGCUCACUCCAAACUCCAUGACGGCAGCUCCGACCUGGAGCAGCUCCUGCGCGACAAAGAAGAAGAGCUCGAGGUGUACAAGGCUGGCAUGGACCAGACGCUGAUCGAACUGAACGAUCUCAAGCAGAACCAGGGCAGCAACGACGAGGUCCUGGACAGCCAGCUUGAUGUCAUCAUUAUGGCCAACCUGGACAAGAUCAACGACAUCAUUGACUCUGUCCUCCAGGCUGCCAUCGGCCGCGUCGACGAUGCGCUGUACGAGCUUGACUCCACUAUGCAGGCUGGUAACCAAAACGCUUCGCCAGCCUACGUCUUGUCGCAGAUUGAAAAGGCUGCCGCUAGCGCCAUGGAGUUUGCGACAUCUUUCAACAACUUCAUUGCUGAUGGCCCCAAUAGCACGCAUGCCGAGCUGAUCAAGUCUGUCAACGUGUUCUCCGGAGCCAUGGCCGAUGUGUGUAGCAACACCAAGGGUCUGACGAGACUGGCAACCGACGACAAGAAGACUGACUCGCUGAUGAACGGUGCACGCCAAUCAGCCAUGGCGUCGGUCCAAUUCUUCCGCAGCCUGCAGAGCUUCCGCCUGGAGGGCAUGGAUCAAGUGCAAAAGACAGACGUUGUCAUCAACAGCAGCACAGACGUGCAGAUGAACCUGCAGAAGCUGAACAAGCUAGUCGAGGGCUUCGCUCCCGGGUUUGGCAAAUUUGCUAACAACAAGGGGGAUUUGGGUGAUCUCGUUGAUUCCGAACUAACCAAGGCAGCCGACGCGAUUGCAGCUGCGGCGGCUCGGUUGGCCAAGCUCAAGAACAAGCCUCGGAAUGGCUACUCGACAUACGAACUCAAGGUCAGCGACUCAAUUCUAGACGCAGCUACGGCCAUUACGAGCGCAAUUGCGGAACUCAUCAGAGCUACUACGGCCACGCAGCAGGAGAUUGUACAGGCGGGCAAGGGUUCGUCAUCACGCACGGCAUUCUAUAAGAAGAACAAUAGGUGGACCGAAGGCCUCAUCUCAGCAGCCAAGGCAGUAGCUUCAUCAACGAACACACUGAUUGAGACGGCAGACGGUGUGUUGUCGAAGCGCAACAGCCCCGAGCAGCUUAUUGUAGCCUCAAACGACGUGGCCGCCUCGACAGCACAGCUUGUGGCAGCCAGUCGUGUCAAGGCAGGGUUCAUGUCCAAGAACCAGGACAAGCUGGAGCAGGCCAGCAAGGCAGUGGGCGGGGCGUGCCGGUCCCUGGUGCGGCAGGUGCAGAACAUGAUCAAGGAACGGUCUCAGGAGGAGGACCAGGUUGAUUACUCCAAGCUUGGGCACCAUGAGUUCAAGGUACAGGAGAUGGAGCAACAGUAUCGCGGUGUCACGGUGCAUAUCUGCAAGCCACGUCUGGCCUGCAGAUGA